AUGUUGAACUCCCUCCUCUCUAAGCUUUCUUUCAAAUCAUCCCAACCGGGAUCCUCAUCGCUCCAAGAGCACCAACCCAGAUCUACCUCAAACGUUUUCGAUGAAGAAUUUUGCUUCGAAAACCACAAUCAGGAGCUUGACGAUUGGCAGCUCCCAAAAAUCUCAAACAAUGAGAUUUACAAACUCGAUGGUAGUUGGUUUAAACAAGCCGAUUACAUCAUCAAAACAACUGAAAAACAAAUCCCUCUUACUUCUGAGGAAGAAGAGUUCCAUCUUUUAGAUGAACAAACCCUUAGGAAUCAAGCCAAAAAAUACAACUAUCUCCACAUAGGCUGUAUUCAAGUAGCUAUAAAACCUCUAGGAAUAGAAGGUUUAGAUUCCUCUAUCUUAUGCUGUCUUAGGGAUAUCCGUCACUACAGAUUCGAUCAAUCCCUCAUAGGCACCAUAGAAUCAUCCUUAGCUAAAGGACCAAUCUUUUUCAAUUGUUUUCCCAAUCGGACUAUUAGUCUUAAAGAUAGAAACAUCCGAGAUGCACUCUAUCUCCAAAUCCAAACUAAGGGUCUCCAAAUGAAACCUGGAUCAAUCCCCUUAGCCUUGAUCUAUAGAAUUCAAUAUAAGGUCAUGAAUUCUAUUAGUUCCAAAGUUUACAAAUCUCCGGAAAUAGGUUCAACCACCCUUUUUCUUACUGACUUUAGUAAGGCUAACGUAGUGGUUCCCACUUCCGUCAGUUGGGAUGAAGUAUCCCUUCCUGAAUCCUGGACUGUGACCAAAUCAGUUACAUCCGCUCCUAGACCAACCCCUGAGAUUAGGGAAAUCAAUCAAGACCCAGCUGGUGAAGUUACUAUAACCUUUAAUAGGAGUAGUUCCUUUACAACCACUAGGUCAUUAGGAUCCAACUCUGUUAGAUCUGCAAACUUUAGGACGGCUAGAAGAUCUUUCUCUUAUGUCCCUUCAUCUGUUCGUCUCGCUGGGAUUGAAACUGUUUCUCAAAUCCCUCGAACCAUCUAUUCCAAUCUGGAGGAUGAACCUAAAACAGAAAUUCACUCUCCAACCCAAUCUGAAAUGCAAUAUGGUUAUCAUGAAUAG
Messenger RNA from Vigna unguiculata (cowpea), 1086 nucleotides. Lineage: Eukaryota; Viridiplantae; Streptophyta; Magnoliopsida; Fabales; Fabaceae. The record is from RefSeq and is a predicted model, not a curated record.